Ceratitis capitata (Mediterranean fruit fly) is the source of this 1263-nucleotide messenger RNA. Its product is annotated as UPF0692 protein CG33108. Lineage: Eukaryota; Metazoa; Arthropoda; Insecta; Diptera; Tephritidae. The coding region runs from base 240 to 1151 and encodes 303 amino acids. The record is from RefSeq and is a predicted model, not a curated record. The transcript is spliced from 3 exons.
GAUUCAAUAAAAAUUAUAUGGCCUUUGCGAAUUGUUUGCGUGUUAGAUUGGACACGAAUCUAGACCGUGGGAAAAGUGAGUAAGCAGUGGAGCGUGAAUUGUGCUACUAGACAUGCAGCAGUGCUAAAAAUACGAAUAUUUCCUUUAUAAUUGCCGUAUUGUGUCAAUGUGUGUGUGUUUUGCAGUGGUGAUAAAACUUAGUCAAAUUAUUAUAUAAUAUCGAGAUAUAAAUAAAAUAAAUGUCGCAAACUUUGCCUGUUUCGCCACCACCAUCUCCACCAUUACAUCAAUCAACCACUGCCAAAAAAUAUUUAUCACCCGCGCCAGUAAGUUAUCCUCAACUAUCAUCAUGUACAUGGGCAUUGGAAUUCCCCGAAUUGCAAAAGGCGUGUUUUCUCGCACGCGUAUGUGAGGACAGGCCUCCACGUUAUUAUCAGUUGCGUGAUGUAACUGCCAUUUUACAGGAAGGACCCACCUGUGGUCUGACGGCGUUAAGCAUGCUUUUGAAUGGCACACCCACUGCAGGUGAACUACUGCGGAUAGCAAAAGAACUUCGUUACACCAACAAUGGCGAAAUGUUUAGUGCACAAAAUUUAUUUCAACUUAUUUGUGAUACGCUGAAGACAAAGAAAAAUUCUACAACAGCCGAAGCGAUAAGCGCAAUAAAACCCCACCCAACAACGAAUGGUAUUUUGGCAACAGAAGCGAAUGUCAAUGAACGCAGGAAUGUGUUGGCGGCAGCGGAAUGCGAAUUGCAUCAAGGCCCACUUGACUGCGCCAAGGUUAAAUCAGCAUUGCAAGAGGGUGCUUGUAUUUUCGUGCCGUAUGAUCCAGACCACAAUCACUCGCCAUGCCUAAAAUAUGGUCAUAAAGCGCAUUGGGCGCUCAUCAUUGGCUAUUUAAUAAGCGAUAACAAUGAGCUUUUCUUGCUUGCACGUCAUGGUAAAGCGAAAAAUCUGGCGGUCUGGUCAAUGGCCGCUUUAAGCGAUAGUAAUGCCAAUCUUAUUGAAUUUGAACAGCCUAAAGGCUAUCCUGAUUGUGAUUUUCUACUGCCACUUGGUGGUAUCGGUGGCGAUUUAGGUUUAAGAGAACGUGCCAUAAUUGUAAACAAGUUGCCGCAAGCUCAUUUAUAUAAAUAUACAAUGAAUUGAAAGAUUUUUUAUAGAAACCUCAAACAAAUGCUCUUUAAAAAUGUAACCUAUUUUAUGUAUAUAUGUACUUAAUAACAGUGAAAUAAAAUAAAAUAAAGAACAAAAAAAAAAA